AUGGCUUUGCAAAGAUCAGCUCUGCGUCUUUGGAGGUCGAGCUCUCAGCACGUGCGGAGGCUCACACUUCACCAAUAUCAAUCGCAAGAACUAUUGAAAGAGGCCGGUGCUGCCGUGCCAAGGGGCCUCGUUGCGCGCAGCGCCGAGGAAGCUCGAGCAGCGGUGGAAGAGCUCGGAAAUAAUAGCCGGCUAAGUGCGCAGCUUCUUAAGCGAAAAACAUCUUUGGCAGAGCAGGAAGCCGCCGGUCUGGUGGCUCGCAGCCCCGAGCAGGCAGUCAAGCUCGCCGCUGAGCUUCUACGGCCAUCCGACGGCGCCAUGGUCGCCAAGGAGCUGUACAUUUCACAGCCAGCAUCACACGAUGAAGUAUGGUACUUGGCCAUGACUGUUGACCGCGAAAACUACCAGCCCGCCAUUGUCUUUUCCAAGCACGGCGGCCAGGACAUUCGCUCCAUCUCCGAGCAGCACCCAGCUAGCAUCCGCUCGUACAACUUUACACUGACCGAGGGUGUGCCCGAGUCUCUCGUCCAGCGCAUCGCUUUGGACAUUGGUGUAUCCCACGUCACUGAGAUUGCCAGCCUCGGCAAGACACUCAGGGCCCUGCACAAGAUCUUUGUCGAAAAGGAAGGCAUGCUGCUCGAAGUCUGCUCACUGGCCCGUUCCAACCAUGCCUUUGUUUGCCUGGAUUCGAGGUUUAUCUUUGAUGAUGAUGCGCACAAGAGACAGGCCGACCUCUUUGCCUUGCGCGACAAGGAGCAAGAGGUGCGCGACGAGGUCGAGGCGGAACGGUACGGCCUCGUGUACGUGCGCAUGGACGGCAACAUUGGCAACGUCGUCAACGGCGCAGGGCUUGCCAUGGCGACGAAUGAUGCCAUUGACCUGGCAGGCGGCAAGAGCGCAAACUUUCUCGAUGCCGGCGGCCAGGCGACGACGCAGACGAUGAUGCAGGCAUUUAGCAUUAUCCUCAGAGAUGAGCGCGUCAAGGCCAUCCUCGUCAACAUCUACGGCGGCAUCACACGAUGUGACAUGAUUGCCGAGUCCAUCAUUGGCGCAGCCAGCGAGAUGAAUAUCCACGUCCCAAUGGUGGUUCGUCUUCAGGGCACAAACUCGGAAGCGGGAUUACAACUUCUCGCGGAUGCGGAUCUAGGGCUGUACGUGGAGGCUGAUUUCGGAAAGGCGGCACAAAAGGCCGUUGAGCUCGCCAAAACAUGA
Beauveria bassiana ARSEF 2860 is the source of this 1209-nucleotide messenger RNA. Its product is annotated as Succinyl-CoA synthetase, beta subunit. The coding region runs from base 1 to 1209 and encodes 402 amino acids. Gene Ontology annotation, molecular function: succinate-CoA ligase (ADP-forming) activity; ATP binding. The transcript has 6 exons. Gene Ontology annotation, biological process: succinyl-CoA metabolic process; tricarboxylic acid cycle. The record is from RefSeq and is a predicted model, not a curated record. NCBI's taxonomy places the organism in Eukaryota, Fungi, Ascomycota, Sordariomycetes, Hypocreales, Cordycipitaceae. Gene Ontology annotation, cellular component: mitochondrion; succinate-CoA ligase complex.